Messenger RNA from Camarhynchus parvulus, 1357 nucleotides. RefSeq names its product heterogeneous nuclear ribonucleoprotein C (gene HNRNPC). Gene Ontology annotation, molecular function: RNA binding. The record is from RefSeq and is a predicted model, not a curated record. Lineage: Eukaryota; Metazoa; Chordata; Aves; Passeriformes; Thraupidae. Gene Ontology annotation, cellular component: nucleus.
GGCGCCAUUUUGCGCUCAGCCCCCGGAGGAAGCGGCGGCGGCGGCGGCGGUGCCCGGAGCGCGCGAUUUUUUUGAGCCGGCGGCGACCGCCCCGCCCCUUUCCCCGCCCACCACCAUGGCCAGCAACGUGACCAACAAGACGGACCCGCGCUCGCUGAACUCGCGCGUCUUCAUCGGCAACCUGAACACGCUGGUGGUGAAGAAGAGCGACGUGGAGGCCAUCUUCUCCAAGUACGGCAAAAUCGUUUUCCUCCGUGCACCAAUCGCUUCGCCGCAGUACGUCAGCCGUGCACAACGGCCGCCGCGGGGCCGGGAGGACGGACGGAUGAUCGCCGGCCAGGUCCUAGACAUCAACCUGGCGGCCGAGCCGAAGGUGAACCGGGGCAAGGCGGGGGUGAAGCGCUCGGCGGCCGAGAUGUACGGGUCAGUAGCCGCCCCCCCGUCACCGUCCCCCCUCGUCAGGUGGGGACCCUGGGGGGCGAUUCCGGGGCCAAUCGCGGCCGUUUUGGGAAAGUCUGGGAGAAAUCUGCAAAUUUGGGGCUUUUGGGGGUUUUUGGUGCGUUUGGGGCAUUUCGGCGGUUUUGGGGAUUUUCAGGGCGGUUUUGCCCAUUUCGCGGAACACGCCGUCCGUUUGGCUCUGACGAGCCCCUGUCACCAGCUCGUUAGCUGGUCGCCCAGCGGGAUUACUAUGACCGGUACCAGUAUAAACCAGUGCAGGGAAUGGGGGCGGGGCAAGAGCUUCAACAGCAAAUCGGGACAGAGGGGAUCGUCAUCGAAAUCCGGGAAACUGAAAGGGGACGACCUGCAGUCCAUCAAGAAGGAGCUGGGGCAGAUCAAGGCCAAGGUGGACGCGCUGCUGGAGAGCCUGGAGCGGCUGGAGCGGGAGCAGAAGGCCAAGAGCGACAAGGCCGAGGAGGAGCAGGGCGGCUCCGGCUCCAAGAAGGACGAGGCCGGCGGCGCCAAGGCCGAGGGCGGCCACGAGGACUCGGCCGAGGAGGGCGACCUGCUGGACGACGACGAGGGCGAGGAGCGGGGGGAUGAGCAGCUGGAGUCGCUCAAGGGGGACGAGAAGGAGCCCGAGGAGGGCGAGGACGACCGGGACAGCGCCAACGGCGAGGACGAGCCCUGAGCCCCGCCCCCCGCCCGGCCCCGCCCCCUGCCCCGCCCCCGCCGUGCUCGUGCUGUUGUGGCCCCUCCCCCUUCCCCCCCCACACCGCCCUCCGUAGUUCUGGCCCCGCCCCCUUUUAUCCUGUGCCCCGCCCCCCUCCCGACCUCACACGGCCCCGCCCCCCCGAGCCCCGCCCCCCUCGGUUAAUUUUGAUACCUCGAGAUGACGAUUAAAGGACGGAUGUUUGUA